Misgurnus anguillicaudatus (oriental weatherfish) is the source of this 2528-nucleotide messenger RNA. The record is from RefSeq and is a predicted model, not a curated record. Lineage: Eukaryota; Metazoa; Chordata; Actinopteri; Cypriniformes; Cobitidae.
GCCAGGUGUUUAAAACAGCGCCACCAGUGGUGGAGAGUUCUGCUGUACCGCGUGACCUCAGCAUCCACGCUGGUUAGAUUGAUCUCAUCUCUGGCUCCAGGAGCGAUAUGGUUUCAGCACCUAACAGAGAUCUUUUGUUUGAAAGCAGCCAGUCCUGCAGGAAUGAGGGAUACACAGGACAUGAAACUAGAAGAGAAAUAUUGGCAUCGAGACCAGCUGAUGGCAGAGUUUCCCACAUAGACCUGUCUGUGCUAAAGAUGCUCUCACGAAAUCUUGUCAUUGCUUCGGUGGCUGUUGUGUUUUUGGUGUCUACUGUAUCAACAGCUCCUGUUGAAGAUAAAGAGCCUGAAGAGAAUGACUUUGAAGCUGAAGAAGGUGAAGAAGAACUUUCUGAAGAAGAUGAUGAUGAUGACGAUUCCAAAGCUCAACAUAUGAAGGGAGUUGGAUCACAGCAGGCCACUUCAGCACCCAAAGGCUCGGGUAUGAGUCCUUCACCUGGCAGCUCCGUCCCGGGCGAAUCCCCAAAUGGUCACAAGCUGAAUGGUGCUACGCAAACUGGCCAAGUCUCAUUAAGCGGCCCGUCAACAUCUUCAUCUGGAGCCAGUGGCAGUAACGGUAGAGACGGAUAUUCUCGCCCAAGUUCUCAUGGUUCAAGUAACAAUGGACAGAAUGGAUCCAAAUCUGAAUUAAUUCCUUCAGCAGGAGGAACAGGUGCUCAUGGAGGUUUAGGAUCUAAAGUCCCUGGGCCAGAUGGGGGCGUCCACACAGUUUCCAUUUCUAUUGUGUCAUCAGGUCAAGGGUCAUCAGGUCACGCGAUUGGUCGACCAUCAACAGGACAGAUGUCAGGUGCUUCAGGUGUAGUUUCCUCUGAGGUCCAAUCACAAACAUCAGGGUCAGAGGCUGUCGAUCAACAUGCAGAAGGAUCUGAAAACGGUGACUCUGCACAUGAAGGAUCUCAGAUUGAAUCUCCAGAAAUCCCAGAGACAGAAACCAACGGUAAUGGACACAAACACUUAAUGAACGGAGGAGAAACAGGGUUCACAGGAUUGGAUCAUUUCAUGCCAGGCUCAUCUCCGAUACAAGGAACAGACACUGUAGAUCAGUCAAGCCACGACUUUCUUGUGGGUUUAAUGGGUGAAAUGGGUGAAAACUUUGGUCCAGACACCCAAACGGGUGGGUUAGAUCAUACGGGACUUGAAUUUCAGGUGGAUUCCACAGCAGAUGGAUUGAGUCCAGGGCAGUUGUCCAGCAGUGCUUCAGUUCUAGACGUUCCUCCAGCAGGACCGCCUCAUCCAUCUGCUGACAAUGGGAACCAUGGUUUCUCCCCAUCCAUAAGUGUAUCUGAUAAUGGUGAACAGUCAAGAUUAGCAGCAGACACAACAGAUUCAGUAUUCAUCUUGGACACAUUAGCACAUCCAGAUCAUUUCCUUCCAGAUUAUUCAGAUGGUGGAUUGGAUAAUAACGGUGCCGACGGUCCUGAAACUAAUGGAAACGGUCGGCACAAACCAGUUGUGGACAAACCAAAAGGUGUAACUGAGCAUCAGUUUGUUGCUAUGGAGACGGAUCACACAGCUGCUGGCACUCUUGAUGUGAAUGAUCACACACUCAGUCCUUACGCUGACACCACUGGUCAUGAUAGCUUGACCGGUGCGAGUGUGCAAACAGAUACGGCAGGUGCACCCGGUGAAUCUGUGACGGAUGGAAAUGUUCAGACAGAUAUGAGUCGUUUAGCUGUGACUGAUGGAUUACUAAAGUAUACAGCGUGUGUUUCUGAAAAGCAGAUUCUGUGCAUGAGACGGGGACUGGAUAUACAGAUGCCUCACAGACACAUAGUGAUGUGGUACAGACACAUUUACCAGCCACAGGAGAUCCAUUGGCAGUUUCUUCACAGACAGAUGUCAUGGGCACAGCCUCAGCUGAACCUCAAGGGACUCCCGGGAGUCCAAGCCGUCCUGGUGCUACAGAACAGACACAGACAGCUGUAUCAGCAGGUGAACAGUACCACACAUCAGGUCAGGGUCCUGAAGGUGCAGAAAAUGUGGAACUGGAAGAUACCUGCUGACUUUCACAUGAAGCCUCGUGUGAAGUUUCUGCGUUACAGGUUUCAAUGUAUAGACCAGAACGCCUGGCAGAGGAAUCGUAAACCCGCUCGCUAGACUUUAGCCGACGUCUUUGUGUGUCUGUGUGUGUGUGUUCGUGUGUCCGUUUGUUUUAUUUAAACAUUCAGAUAAUACUGUAAGUUAACUUUAUAUUGCGCCUGUUUAUAAAAGUGCCCUUUAAUUGUUUCUUUAGUACAAUCGAGAGGAAAGAAAAUUGAAAUGACAACGCUUAAUUGAAUCAAUAUUGUGAUAUUUCUUACAAUCCAAGUAAACACGCUGUGUAAAUGCAUUGGUUUAUUCCCCUGUAAUGUUGCUUUCUUGCCUAGAUGUUGAAGCAAUAAUCUUUUCAAACAUCAAAAAUUGUAUAUUGCUGAAUGUCUUAUUGAAAAUAAUCUUUACAUUAAAUGGAUCAUCUAUUUUGAACAUCAA